GGGGGAGGGGGGGGACGAGGCACUGGAAGGGAUCUUCUGAGCAGAAGGAUCAGGGGCUCAGAGCGCCAGGGACCCUGCCAAGAGCCGGGCCGCAGCAAAACCCUUUGUCUGGAGCCGGCAAGCUGGAGUUGGAAAUGGAGUCGCGUAUGUCCGGGGCCGCGGCUGUUGGACAGCGCCUCCUCCAGGCUGAGCCCUCAGAGAAGAACCGGCUUCCGGUGGUUUCGGGCAGCCGAGGGGGAAGAGCGCUGCGCUGGUUCACCACCAUGGUGCUGAACGCCGCCUUCCUGGGGAUGGGAGUGAGCGUGGCCGUGUUGGGCCCCACCUUUCCCGACCUGGCAAGGAACGUGAACCGGAACCUCAGCAGCCUCUCCGAGGUGUUCGUGGGCCGCGCCCUCGGCUACAUGGGCGGCUCGGUGGUCGGCGGGGUGCUUUUCGACUGCAUGAAUCAUUUUCUGCUUUUGGGGAUGUCAAACCUGUUCAUCUCGGCUGGUCUUUACCUCACUCCUUUAUGUAAGACAGCAGCCUCCCUGACGGCCAUGAUGUCUGUGACUGGUGUCUCCUUUGGCAUUCUGGAUGCAGGUGGGAACGUCCUCAUCCUGGAUCUUUGGGGGGACAAAGGAGCCCCCCACAUGCAAGCCUUGCACUUCAGUUUCGCCUUGGGUGCCUUUCUGGCGCCCCUGCUGGCUAAACUGGCCUGGGGUACAGCAGCAUCUGCUCAGAACCACACUGAGUCCGACUCUGACCCUCUAAUGCUGAACCAAUCCUCCGAAGCAGCCUCAGACUCUGUGUUUGCGGUACCCGAUGACCUGACUCUCCUGUGGACAUAUGCUUCCAUCGGCACCUAUAUUUUAGUUGUUUCUGUCUUUCUCUUUGCUCCAUUCUUUAAGAAAAGUUCAAAGCAAGAAAAAGCCACGGCAUCUGCUCAGGUAGCUCGAAGGGCCAAAAAUCACUGGGCCCUGCUCUGCCUCCUCUUCCUCUUCUUCUUCUUUUACGUGGGAGCUGAGGUGACUUACAGCUCUUUUAUAUUCUCCUUUGCCACCACCCAUGUUGGCAUGGAAGAAAGCGAGGCAGCUGGCUUGAACUCCAUCUUCUGGGGCACCUUUGCAGCCUGCAGGGGCCUGGCCAUCUUCUUUGCAACACUCUUACAGCCUGGAACCAUGAUUGUGUUAUGCAACAUUGGCAGCCUGACUUCAUCUUUAUUUCUGGUGCUUUUUGACAAGAACCCUCUUUGCCUCUGGAUCGCAACAUCUGUGUAUGGAGCCUCAAUGGCAGCCACAUUUCCCAGCGGCAUUUCCUGGAUCGAGCAGUACACCACCUUAACUGGGAAAUCCGCAGCGUUUAUUCUGAUUGGUGCUGCCCUGGGAGUAAUGGCUACUCCUGCAUUAUCUGGAAUUCUUCACGGACACUAUCCAGAUCUACCAGUAAUCCUGUACACUUGCCUGGGGUCAGCAGUAUUCACAACCAUUUUAUUCCCCGUGAUGUAUAAAUUAGCCACCUUACCUCUGGCUCGCAAGCAGAAAAAAAGCAUCAACAGUGAGGGCCAGAAAUUUUUACUUUCGAGCUCUGGGCUACAGGGGAGGAAAUGAAAGGAUCAAGAAAAUACAAUUAAAUGGGAAAAGCAAAAGCAGGAACCAGGAGGCUUUGCUUCCUAGCUCUGAGUGGAAACAAGGAAGCUAAAUGAAGGGGAAGAUGGAAAGGUGUGUGUGUGUGUGUGUGUGUGUGUGGAUUUUGAAGUGGUUAAAAGGAAGAAUGAGGCAUUCUCUAAUAGAAAUAUAAUAGAUUUUUUUUUACUAUAUAGAACCCGUGGCUGAGGUAUCCAAGUAACUCUCCUGUAAUUCCCUGCAGCCUGUCCCCUCCGGUUGACAGUGAGGAUUCAGUUGCGAAGCACAGGGCACAGGGACUAACAGAGAAAAUGGGUUGGUGACUGAAUGACCUCACUGAAUAAUUCCUAAGGAGCUGGUCAGAGCUGAGCCUUCGAUUUUCUGCAUGUUUUGGGGAAUCAAACUCAAGCCCAUUUCCAGGCAGUGGUAAAAUGUUGGGAAAUGUUUGAUUCUCGGGGUCUCCCAUAAGCUGCCAGAUGAUCUUGUUCUGAUCCUUGUCUCUGGCAGGAAGCUGAUUAAAGGAAAUUUUAUGAUCUCCACCUUUCAGAGAGUUCACAGAGGAUUUAUGCUGGUGUUUUCAUUUUGUAACAGGGUGUUGCUGUGUAUCCCAGGCUGACCUCAAAUGUGCAGUCCUCCUGUCCCAGUCUCCUGACUGAAGAAGCAUCUGAGAAGCUGGGUGGUUCUCUAAUGCAGAGAGGCCACAGGGCGGGUUGUGUUUGCUGAGCAGUUAGCCAGUUUUCCAUAUUCUACCUAAGAGGCUAGGGGGUGCCAUUUUCUGAGUGUCCUAGGCAAUGGGGAGGAGUUUAUAGUCACGCCUUUCUUUACCUGCCUCCCAGCAAUCCUGAGACCCUCAGCACUGCUGUUAUUGAAGCUAGCUCCUCAACCCAUGAUUCUAGAAAGGAAAAGACGAGGAUUUUCAAAUUAAAACCCAGGACUUCCACAGUUCAUGUAAGACGUCUCUGAAAAAUCAAUGUAAUUGCCGGUCUAUGUACUUCAUUUUCAAGGAAGUAAAAAAACAAAUUAUGAAUAGCUUUAAGACUAUGCUAUUAAUUGUGAAUAUGGACCCAGCGAAUUUAAUGCUAUACUUCAGUUCUAGUCUUCUGAGAAACUUGAUUUUUAAAGCCACAUUUCAUCCAUUCUAACUAUAAAAUUGUGAUAGUCUUUAUAAUAAAUGAUUUGUUCAACAUGUGACAAAGGCUAAUCAACACUUCUGUCCAUCUUCUUCUAUAAAAUGAAGUUGAAUCUUCUAUUCAGCAAAGUGUCACAAUUCAUUGUACUGAGGAUUAUGAAGACACCUAGGUCAACAUUAUUUUUUCUAUUUUCUCUGGCAUUUAUUCAUUGUACAUAGCACUGGGUUUCAUAAAAGCAAGCCUCGAUAAGUUGUUCUUCAGUCCUUGGCCUACUUCAGAGAUGGGGUUUUUGUUUUAUUAUUUCUAGCUUUAAUUCUCACUGGUUUUGAGUAGUAGUUAUACCAAAGACUCUGUAAGCAUUUGACAAUUGUACUUUUAUUAUUUUUCUCAUGUUGUUGUGUGCACGCAUAUGUCUGCAUAUUCUCAUGUGUGCAGGUGCCGGGGAGAGUUUUCCUUGAUUGCUCCUCACCUUUUUCACUGAGGCAAGGCAUCUAAAUUGACAAGCUCUCUGACACUCCUAUCUGGAGAGUCACUGUGUGCUAGGGAUCCUGGUCUCUGCUCUCUGAGAGUGCUAGCCUUACAGGUAUGUCGGAAGAUCCUACUGUUGACAUCAGAGUCCACCGCGUCCUGAUAGCUCUGAGCUCAGCGCAAAAUGGCGGACUCCCUUUCUCAGGGGGGCUUCCUCUUCUCUGCCUUGUCUUGUCAGGAGAGCAUCUGUAGGUACAAAUGCCUGACCUUGCCUGAAGGAUGACCCUGCACAAAGCCUCCUGCAAGUGCUAGGUGACCUGGCAUAAGAGUCAUGCUCCUUCCCCCUGCCAGAAUGAUAAUUAGGUGCUAUGUUAUAACCAAUCAUAUCUUCCUGCCCAUAUGAUAAUUAGCCACUGUGUCAUGACCAAUCAGUCCUUCCCACCCGUAACUCUAAGAACCGUUAUGUGCCUCCCCUCUGAAACAAUAAAAUGAGUUGCCUCUCUGAA
Molecule: messenger RNA, 3705 nt
Organism: Meriones unguiculatus (Mongolian gerbil)
Lineage: Eukaryota; Metazoa; Chordata; Mammalia; Rodentia; Muridae
Product: sodium-dependent glucose transporter 1
Exons: 4
Coding region: 135-1586 (483 amino acids)
Biological process (GO): transmembrane transport
Source: RefSeq, a predicted model, not a curated record